Molecule: messenger RNA, 3282 nt
Organism: Carassius auratus (goldfish)
Lineage: Eukaryota; Metazoa; Chordata; Actinopteri; Cypriniformes; Cyprinidae
Gene: kcnj10b
Product: potassium inwardly rectifying channel subfamily J member 10b
Exons: 6
Coding region: 199-1440 (413 amino acids)
Biological process (GO): regulation of monoatomic ion transmembrane transport; potassium ion import across plasma membrane
Cellular component (GO): plasma membrane
Molecular function (GO): inward rectifier potassium channel activity
Source: RefSeq, a predicted model, not a curated record
CCAGUUUAUAAAAGCAUGUCAUUUGCUCCUGAGAGAUUGAGUCAUUCUGCAGAGACUUGUUUAGUAAAGUUAGUUUACGGAGCAUCAACAUGUAGCUGAGAUCAUAAAGCUGAAUGUAGCAUCUGAUGAACCUCAGCUUCUGAACACCUGAGCGCAUGUGUUAAUAUACAGCAGCCUCGCAGCUCUCUGAAUGACAAGAUGAUGUCGGCCACACCCCCUCCAUCGCACAGCCCCGCCCCUCAGAAGGUGUGCCACUCCCAGACACAGACAGACAUUCUAAAGCCUCUGCUCGGAGGGGCGGGGCAUGGGAGUCAGGUGGCACACCGGAGGCGGGUCCUAACCAAGGAUGGGCGGAGCAACGUCAGCAUCGAGUACGUGAGUGGGUGUGGCGCUCUGUACCUGCGUGACCCCUGGACCACCUUUGUGGACAUGCAGUGGAGGUACAAACUGAUUCUGUUCAGUGCCACUUUUGUGGGAACCUGGUUCACCUUCGGACUGCUGUGGUACCUGCUGGCUUUGGUGCACGGAGACCUGCUCGAGUUCGAUCCUCCAGCAAACCACAGUGUGUGUGUGAUGCAGAUGCAAACGCUGACCGCAGCCUUUCUCUUCUCGCUGGAGACUCAGACCACCAUCGGAUACGGAUACCGCUGCAUCACGGAGGAGUGUCCGUCUGCCAUCGUCCUGCUCAUCAUCCAGCUCCUCAUCACCACCGCCAUGGAGAUCUUCAUCACCGGAACCUUCCUCGCCAAGGUGGCUCGGCCGAAGAAGCGUGGCGGGACGAUUCGGUUCAGUCAGCAUGCUGUGAUCGCUAAUCACGACGGACGACCGUGUCUCAUGAUACGAGUCGCUAACAUGCGCAAGAGUCUGCUGCUGGGCUGCCAGGUGACUGGGAAGCUUUUACAGCCGUGCGCACCGAAGGAGGGCGAGACGGUGCGUUUGGAUCAGAAGAACGUGAGCUUCAGCGUGGACACGGCCAGCGAGAGCCCCUUCCUCAUCCUCCCGCUCACCUUCUACCACAUCAUCGACGAGCAGAGCCCGCUGCGCCGAUGGGCCGACAAGGGCGGAUGGACGGACCCAGAUCCGGGUCCGGCUGAUUUUGAGCUCCUGGUGAUGAUGAGCUCCACAGUGGAACCCACAUCAGCCACCUGUCAGGUGCGCACCUCCUACCUGCCCGACGAGAUCCUGUGGGGCUACGAGUUCACACCCAUCGUGUCUCUCUCUGCCACGGGAAAAUACGUGGCGUAUCUCGCCUACUUCGACAAGGUGGUGAAAACCAAGACCCCGCCCCUUUUUAACCAGACCCCGCCCAGCGGCACUGACGGUUGCCAUGGAGACGUGAGCAGCUCGGACCCGGAGAAGAUGCAGCUGGAGCAUAGCUACCGAGAGGAUGAGAGACAGACGGAGAGCAGGACCGUCAGCGCACGCAUCAGUAACGUCUGACUACGUUCAGUAAUAAUGUCCUUCAAAUAAAAAACUCUAAUCAUUAAUGUUGCAUCAACAGCAUCAGUACAAUAAUAUGCAAAAAAAAAAAAAAAAAAAAAAAACAGCAGCAUAUAAGAUGAAAUGCAUUUAAUGAUUUUAUUUUAUGCGCUUUUAAGAGUUCAUAUUAUUUGAAAAACUACAUGAAAUAUUUUAUGCAUAAAAACAUGCACUCAUAAAAAAGCAAUCUAAAUGCAUGAACGUAGCAGGGUUAUCAUUUAUUUACUUAGCAUAAAAAAUAAACAAAUAUGUGUUUAAAAUCAAGCACUGAAAUCAUAAAUGCUGCAUGAAAAGCAUUAGACAAAUAAUAUGCAAAAAUUUAUUAACAGAAUAUAAGCUUAAUAGGAAAAUGUAUAUUUUUUUGCGUAGGCCUACAGCAAAUACAUGUGAUAUUCUUUUGAUUUUUAGAAUGCAUUUUAAUUAUUUUAUUUUAUGCACUUUUAAGAGUUCAUAUUAUUUGAAAGACUACAUGGAAUAUGUUUAUGCAUAAAACACACAAAUGCACAAACACAGCAGGGUUAUCAUUUACAUACUUAGCAUAAACAAUACACAAAUAUGUCCUUAAAAUCAAACGUUUAAAUAAAUGAUAUAUUGCAUGCAUAAAUAAAAAGAUAAGCUGAACAGGGACAUUUAUAUUUGUGUGCAGGACUACAGCAUACAGUAUGUUAAAUACUUUUAAAAUAAUGUGAUUUUUAUACUUUAAAAUGCAUUUUAAUUAGAUUAUUUUAUGAGCUUUUAAGGGCUCCUAUUAUUUGAAAGAGUUCAUGCAUAUGCAUAAAAAUACCUAAAUGCAUAACAUAGCAGGAUUAUCAUUUAUCAUAAUUAACGUUUUUAAAGAAAAGGCAAGCAUUGAAAUCUUAACAUUGCAUUAUCAGCAUCAGCCCAAUAAUAUGUUUAAUUAUUAACACAGCAUAAGCUGAAUAGGAAAACUGAUGAUUUUGUAUAUUUGCAUAUUAUUUUAUUAAUAUUUUAUUAAUAUUUAUUUAUUUAUAACUCUAAUGAGCUCAUAUUAUUUGGAAGAUGGCAUGUAAAAAUAUAAAGUGUCUUCAAAGGCAAAGGAAUUUAAAAUAAACUAGGAAAGUUUUAUUAUGAAAUAUUUCAAAAGUUAAAAGAGCUACAAUCAUAUGCCUUUGACCAUAAAAACAGCAAACUGCAUAAAAACUGCAGAAACGUAAUUUACCAACUUAGCAUAGAAAAAAAAAAAAGAUUAAAAUGUGUUUAAAAUCAAACACAGAAAUCAUUAAUAUUGCAUGAACAGCAUCAGCCCGAUGUUGUGCAUCAACCAGCCAAAUGCAUAAAAACACAACAGAGUUAUCAUUUACCCACCAUAAUGCAGAGGAAUGAAAAGUUCAUAGAGAGCUAUUUAUGUAGCACUUAACUGUCUGGUUUAUUCUUGAGUUUUUGGUUGUGUCAGAACAAACCUGUGAUUGUUUCAUGCAUGUGCUGUAUGAAUGUGUUCCUGUGAUUCAUCACAUGUUCUGCUUUAGUGACUCUGACUGAAUGUUACUUUAAUGAUUUUGCACUUUGGGCUCAUUAGGAGCAUUUCUUACUAUCCUAACGAAUCUGACAGCACUUUAGUUCUGUACUCUCCUCUCUUUACACAGAGAGACAUUAAUGCAGCGGCUCAGAAAACAGCUGUUAUGAUGGGAUUUAUUUGUGCAGCGUGUGUUUUGUCUUUUAGAACUGAAGUGUCAAUUGUGACAAUGUAGAAACUAUUUUUACGCUGUUAAAUUUCACAAACAAUUACAAAGAAAUGGCCUGUAACACAUUUAAUUAAAUGUGAAAAAUACAUCUUUUUUUCAG